Molecule: messenger RNA, 1264 nt
Organism: Ctenopharyngodon idella (grass carp)
Lineage: Eukaryota; Metazoa; Chordata; Actinopteri; Cypriniformes; Xenocyprididae
Exons: 3
Coding region: 1-675 (224 amino acids)
Biological process (GO): interleukin-15-mediated signaling pathway; T cell activation; positive regulation of ERK1 and ERK2 cascade
Cellular component (GO): external side of plasma membrane; membrane raft
Molecular function (GO): MHC class II protein binding; protein tyrosine kinase binding
Source: RefSeq, a predicted model, not a curated record
AUGAUUGGAGCAGAAGUGACUCAUGUGUUCAUCAGUUCUGGUGAAAAUGUCCGUCUGCCCUGUAAUAACGAUCUUUCUGACUGCAAAUCAACUACAUGGAACUAUAACAGUUUCAGUCGUUCAGCAGCAGAUGAACUGAUUGCUGGAGGGAUAAAGAAUAAAGACACAGAGAGACAUGAGAGACUGAGUCUGGGGUCUGACUGCUCUCUGAACAUCAAGAACAUCACAGAAGAAGAUUAUGGAUUUUACACCUGCCAACAAUAUGUGAAUGGACAAAAACAAGGAACUGAUUAUGUUUCUCUGCAUGUUCUUCAUGUUUCAGUGUCUCCAUCAUCAUCAUCAUCAUCAUCCUCACAGACUGAGAUCAGUCCAGGUCGCUCUGUGACUCUCUCCUGUCAGUUGUAUUCAUAUGCUGGAUUCUCCUGUGAUUAUUGGGUCCGUUCUGAGGGACUUCAGCUGUUGUGGGUGAAUCAGGCUGGUGUUGAUCUGAUGACAGACUCCAGAUAUCAGAUAUUAUUCUCAUCAGAUCACUGUAUCAUCACUCUGACUACAACACUCCUGAAUGAAGAUGACAACAGAGAGUGGAGAUGUCAGCUUACUCUCAGAAAUCAACUCCACACCUCAGUCAGAUACACUGUCAAGUAUUCAGGUGAGAAACAACUAUUACUACUGUAAAAUAUGAUGUUAAUGUCCUACAGAUGAACAUCUGAACAUUCAUCUUCUGAUUCAACAACACUGAUUCCAGUCAGCAGCUCAAACUCUGAGAAGAAAUCAAGCCAAACUACAGCAGCAGCUCCUACACAAGGUUCAUGAUCACAUGAUCACUGUCACACAUCAUCAGUCUCUCACUUCACUGGUUCACACUGGCUUUAAUUAAUCCAUCCUUUAAUUUGUACAGAGAAUCAGAAGUCAUUAAAUACUCCAAACUCUGAGAGGACAGCAGCUGCACAAACACCUGGAUUUACUGAACAACAAGAUCCAGCUGACACAGCAUCAGAAACUGAAGUCAGUGUGACUGCUGGAUCAUUAUUCAGAGGUACGACACGUUCAUUUCUACUGACAGCUUUACACCAUUAAACUAUCAGUCAGUCUGUAAAUGCUUCAUCAAUAACUGUUCAUAGUUUAAUCCCCUUGACUUCAGUCAUGUCCAGUUUCUCUUCUUCUUCCACACAUGUUUCCUGCAGUGAUUGUGAUUAUUGUUGAGAUGGCAGUGUUUGCUGCUCCUACUGUGAUUCUUCUUCAGAUCAUCUGUGCAAGAAGAGCU